AUGUGCACGUAUCAUAAGGAGCGCGGCCACUACACCACGCAAUGCCCACCUUUCAAGCGAUAUCUAGAAGACUUGGCAGCAGCCGGUCAUCUAAAUCAGUGGAUUGACGUUCGGCGAAAUCCACUUCCUCCACCUCCCCCUCUUAUUGGCAAUCUCGUGAGCAUUAUACAAGGGUUGGUUUCCGAAGGAAGGGUGGCCAAGCUUCGUUCAGAAAUUGACAGAGCCAUCACCUCUUUAUCUAUUUACAACGUGGGCGCUUCGGGAAAGCGAAAAUGGGAGGACCCGAACUUUGGCAGCACAAUUACUUUUUCAUCCGACGACUUGAAAGGUGUGCAACUCCCUCACACGGACGCCUUCGUUGUCACUGUUGCAAUUGAAAAGUCAACCGUUCAACGGGUAUUGAUAGAUCAAGGAAGCUCGACGGACGUGAUGUUUUACUCAACCUACUGGAGCCUCGGGUUAUCUCCCGCUCAACUUCAAACAGCCUCUACUCCCCUCGUCAGUUUUACUGGAGCAUCGGUUUGGCCACUCAGCUUGAUUACUCUCCCUGUGCGGGCUGGGUCGCGGGUUCUAGAGAUUGAAUUUAUGGUGGUCGCUUCGCCCAGCCCAUACAACGAGAGCCUCCGAGGAGACCAAAUCCAAUCAAAGAAAUGCUACAUCAGCACUGUCACCAACAAACAGAGCUGUAUGGAGGUACAAUGUGUGGAAGCCACUCCAGUUCCUAUAAUUGAAGACGUAGGAGUGCCUGCCGAACAAAGGUCUACCGAAGAGCUAAUACAUUUUCCCAUUCCAUGGGGCGAAGGAAGAUAUUUUUUAAUUAGGAGUUCUCUGAGCAUGGCCGAACGCGAAGAGAUGUAUGACUUCUUGAUGCAAAACAUAGAGGUUUUUGCUUGGACUCCCCAAGACAUGCCGUGA
Rhododendron vialii is the source of this 915-nucleotide messenger RNA. RefSeq lists its product as uncharacterized. The coding region runs from base 1 to 915 and encodes 304 amino acids. The transcript has 2 exons. NCBI's taxonomy places the organism in Eukaryota, Viridiplantae, Streptophyta, Magnoliopsida, Ericales, Ericaceae. The record is from RefSeq and is a predicted model, not a curated record.